AUUUGGCCUUGUUACUAAGAAGUACUAGGCCGUUCUGCGAACGACCGACUACACUGUUAGGUACUAUCCGGGGUAUUGCAGUCGUUCCUGAGGUCUGUAAAGUAGCAGGACGCUCUUAGCGAAGAACAUUACCGGAAGUACUUAACACCCAGUAUCUACGUCACAUUUGGCUGGAAUAUGGACCCUGUUUUUAACGACAACAAAAGAAAAAUGAAAACGAAAGUUGUUUUUGACAGACAUUAUUAUGGGCCCUGUAUGGAGGCAGAUCGACAUUCCGGUUGUUGGCCUUUAUAUCUUGUCAAAUGUACAUUUUACGGCGUAGUUUGUGUAUAUAUGCUUUGGUCAGCGCGGGAAAUAUCUAUCCUGAAACAAUACCAAGAGUUAUGCCAACAGGAGAGAGGACGAAGUAAUGAACCUGCACAAAAGACAAAAAUCGGAUCGAUGAAAGAGACUGAUUUACCCGGUAUGAUGGAUAAGGCAAUGCCUGACAAAUCACUUGAAGACAGCCUCCAGUUUCAUCGUAUAGCAAGGGCCGCAGAUCCUGGUAAAAGAAAAAAGAAAGCAAAGAAAGCUGGUAAGCGAUCCAAAUGUCCAAAAAAAUGUCGGAAAGGUCGCAGAGGUCCUAGGGGCCCACAAGGUCCACCGGGAUUACCAGGCACGGAGGGGCCGCCAGGUCAACGGGGAUCACCAGGGUCAGCAGGAAUACCAGGCAAAGAGGGGCCGCAAGGGAUAAGGGGAAUUUCAGGUGCGAAAGGUGACAAAGGAGACCCCGGUCUGUCGGUCGCGACUUUUGCAGCUCAUUACACCCCAGAGAGACCGCACCGAGAGCCUCAAAGUGUAGAUUCGAGUCGUUCAAAAUGUGAAGAGAAAUGGGGCGGGAACUAUUGUUUUAGCUCGUACACAUUCUACAGUAAAAUGAAAAUUAGGUCUCGAACUGAUAUUUUAGAACAAAAAUUAAAUCUAGAACUGAUAUUUUAA
Pecten maximus is the source of this 978-nucleotide messenger RNA. RefSeq names its product collagen alpha-1(XX) chain-like. The coding region runs from base 178 to 978 and encodes 266 amino acids. Lineage: Eukaryota; Metazoa; Mollusca; Bivalvia; Pectinida; Pectinidae. The transcript has 7 exons. The record is from RefSeq and is a predicted model, not a curated record.